AUGGCCGAGUUGCGUCGAGUGCUCCACACAAGCAAGUCCCCCGAGGCGGUCAAAUUCAAAAGCUUUAUUGGCUCGUUCGAGUCACGAAGUUCGGGCGCUCUCCGUGAAUUCCGCGAGUUCCACGCAACGUUGACCGAAUCCAUUGUGAAAGAGCACGGCGCACGCAUCUUGGCAGCUCUUAAGGACCCAGGAAACGACAACGCGAACGGAACUAUCACGGCUGCAGAGAAGAUACAAGACAUGCUGCCGGUCUCUCUUGAUAUUUUACGCUCAGCUGUCUCUCGUCAUGUGGAAGAAGUGCUUUUCGUGCCACUGCAAGGCAAAAUCAACGCUUUCUUGCGUCGUGUAUAUCACGAAGAAGAGUCGUCUAUUAACCGCAAGGUGAGAUGGCUGCAAGGCAAAGACCAGAUGUACUUCAAUAUCCCGGUGCACCAGGUCUCGUGGAAAGAAUGGCGGAAGGCGUCCAGAAUUCUUGCGCAAAUCGCCCAAGUCCAGCUGCCUGCAGCCAAGUAUGACGUGCUCACAAGUACGAUGAAGGAGGUCCAGUCUACUUAUGCUGAGGAGCACGACACCAUCGCUGAGCUGGAGCCACUCGAGACUGACGAUAUCAUUCCGAUCUUCACCUACGUGCUGUCGAAUAGCGGACUGGAAAACCUCAUCUCGCUUAAAACCUUGUUGAUGGAGCUGAAUGGAUCCUGGUCCGUGGGCAGAUCUCCUGACGAUGAAACGUCGCUGAACAUUUUGACGCAUGCGGUGGAUUUUAUCAGCAAUGUGAGCAUCCCAGCUGUGCUGGAGGACAUCUUUAAGGACCAAAUUACGCUAUCGAUUGACGGAGACUGGCGCCGUGUUCUGGAGUUUGAGGUGGAGUGUACCUAUCGGUAUGGCGCCGUUGUGGAGCAUAUAUCUCCUCACGGUUAUUCUGCCGUUGGGAAUAUUAUAACGCGGGGGUUUGUCUUAGUGACGGUGAAUGGUCAAAACGUGGUGCUGUGGCCGUUCCAAGACAUCAUGACGCUACUGCUGCAAUCGGCGUCUCCUCAUCGACUCGCGUUCAUCCCGGGAAGUAGUUACUUCAAGAUUCUGACGUCCAACAAGGCGCUGUGGAACGUUGCGUUGAUGCACGCGUGUCAGCGCGGCGAUGUAUUCAGUGUGCAAAUGCUGCUGGCGAAUGGUGCGGACGUGAAUUAUGUUGCUCAUGAGUGUGGAAGCAACACGCCGCUUCAUGUCGCAGUCAGUGCGCUUCACUUUAACGUUGUGUCGUACAUGCUUCAGCACGGAGCAAAGGUGAAGACGAUAGGCGAAUGUGGACGCAGCGCGCUGCAUAUGGUCGGAUCUCCGUGUAUGAUGCCUGCGACGAUGACGACGUCUAGCGACAUGACGAAAGCGGCAAAUGGGGCGUCGGCGACGCUAAGCGACUCGGACAAGGCCGUGCUAGUCGUAAAGAAGCUUCUCGCCCAUGGAGCUCCUGUCGACACUGUUGACAUUUAUGGUAAUACUCCUGUGAUGUUGCUGGCAGAACGAGGCUAUCUUGGUGCAAUCGACGCGAUAAUGGAAGCUGAUAGCAAUGUCGACCUCAAUGCUCGAAACUGGCAGCGUGGUAUGAGUGCUCUUGCUCUUGCAGCGAAGAGCGGCCGAGCAAAUGUGGUGGAAGGAUUGAUCGACUAUGGCGCCCAAGUGGACAUUCGCACGCUGCAUGGCGAGACACCGCUGCAUUUUGCAGCAGCUAGUGCCAGUCAGCGUGUAUGUGAGCUUCUCGUGAGGAAAGGCUGCGACGUUGAUGUUCGUACGAGUGAAGGGCUGACGCCGCUAAUGAUUGCUGUCGCUAAAGAUCACGGAAUGGCCAUGGAGAAAAUCGCUGCUCUAUCGCCUUCUGUGCCGUCUCUAAUGGGCGACACUCUCCACGAUGGACGGCAUCAUCACCAGAAGACAACAGUUGAUUUACGCAACAGCAUUCGUGUGGACAACUCCUCCGUCAUUUCAACGAUGAACUAUCUUGUCCAGAGCGGCGCAGAUGUGUCAGCUGUUUGCGAGGUUUACCGGACACCUCUGCACUAUGCUGCCCUGUACGGCUGUGACGAGCUGUUUGCGUGUCUCCUGGCCAAGAUGGGCGACGACUCGAAUGCGGAAAGGUUUGAUCUGUAUGGCCAGUCGGCAGUGUCAAUGGCCGAAGCGAGUCGCUCCUCGCUCGCCCUUGCAAGUGAGAAUAUGUCGAAUGACAUUCCCAUGUCACUGACAGGACGCAAAGAUCUUUCUGGGAAGAGUUUGAGCAUUAAAGAUCUGGUGACCGAAGAGAACGAUGGAGUUGAGGAGAUUAUUGCGGGCACGUUCGAUGCUAUUGCUGGUCUUUUAUUACGUUAUGAGAACUACCGACUGGAAGAGCUUAGUGCGCUCAUCUGGUCCUGUGGCUAUGCGUCGAGUGGAGGCGGAGAUAGCUAUCGUGAAAUGGUGGACAUCCUCCGAAAUGUGUGGAAGCAGUAUUCAGUGGACACAGGCGCCGGCUUCUACGUGCGACGCAUGGUCUUGAGUGCUUUGAACAAGCUGGUGGAGAUUUUGAAGCACAGUGUGGAGUGCAACAUGGACAUCUGUAACUACGUCGCUGAGUUGUACACGGAGCUGGUCCCUCUUGAGGACGAUCUAGCGAAGGAAGACCCACAGUGUGCGCAAUGGAUAAGCGUGUCGUUGUUGCCCGAGUUUGCUGAGGCUUGUCAGUCCAACCGUGUGCAGGAGUUCCAGGUGCUCUCUUUCUGUGAAGGCGACUACACGUCGCUGAAGCAGUUUAUCUGCACCGCGAAGCAAGCAAACCCGAACCUUGAGUUUUUGGACGACGACCUGUUCGCUGCCGCGGUGGGAAUGGAGAUUAUCACGGAAACGAUGCGACGCCGAAUGUCUCUCGCUGGUGUGUGGAAGGCUGGAGAGACGAAGAAAUCGUUCGUAGUGAAGCCCGAAGAGACGCUCGAGACACUGUCGGAGGGACGAUCGACAACGAUCACGCCGUGGCAACCGAGAGGUGUGAAUGUGGGGCGGUCGCAUCCCUCGGAACAACGCAUGGCCAGACUUUGGAUCUUGGAUCUAGACCCCAGCAUCAUUGCCCAGCAGAUCACUCUGAUGCAGCAUUAUCUCUUCAGCAAGAUCAAAGUGUCCGAGGUAUUGGCGUCUAAGCGUAACGCUGAGAAGACUCCAGGGUAUCAGCGGCUCCGACUGCUGCAUAAUCACAUCUCGAUUUGGGUGGUCAGCCAGAUUCUGAUGCGAGGCGACGUGGACCAGCGUGCAGAGAUCCUCGCGUAUUUCAUUCGCGUUGCUGGGGUGUUGCUCUCACCCCUACAAAACCUCGAUGGGUUCAUGGCAGUCAUGAAUGCAGCAAACGAUUCCUCGAUCUUCCGUCUGAAGAAAACAUGGGGUCGACUCCUUCCGCAAGCGCGAGAUCUAUGGCAAGAGUUGGUUCCACUCACGGAGAAGGGAGCGCGAUCACUGAAUAAGUUCACGAAGGAAGCGACGCCCCCACUGAUCCCGUACAUGGGCGUUGUCAUUCAGAACGUGCUCGCACUCCAGGAGUACCCAGACCGAGUGGAGGGAGACCUGAUCAACUUUAAGAAGAUCCGUUCCAUUGGUGGCCUCAUUCAAAAGAUACUGUCGUUCCAGAAGACGCCGUACUUGUUGCCGACGGACAAGCGUGUGCUGGAACACAUCUGCUCAACAGUUCCAUUCGCGGACGGAGAUGCCUGCUUUGCGCGGUCGUUGAAGAUCGAGCCACGUGUUGCUGAUGCUGGGACCGAGACAUCGUGAUGCCCAUGAAGACGAGUGCUUCUCCACACUGUACCUCACUGAUGUCUAGGCCAGUAUUACGAGAGACGUUACAGUGCGUGGAGUGAAUGCCGACCAGAUAACCCCCGGAGGCAGAGAUCUGGUAUCACCGUACGUAAUAAACUAUGAGUGUAAGUAGUGCAAACUAU
Phytophthora infestans T30-4 is the source of this 3947-nucleotide messenger RNA. Its product is annotated as ras-specific guanine nucleotide-releasing factor, putative. The transcript has 6 exons. Gene Ontology annotation, biological process: small GTPase-mediated signal transduction. Lineage: Eukaryota; Oomycota; Peronosporomycetes; Peronosporales; Peronosporaceae. The record is from RefSeq and is a predicted model, not a curated record. The coding region runs from base 1 to 3780 and encodes 1259 amino acids. Gene Ontology annotation, molecular function: protein binding; guanyl-nucleotide exchange factor activity.